Molecule: messenger RNA, 396 nt
Organism: Symbiodinium necroappetens
Lineage: Eukaryota; Dinophyceae; Suessiales; Symbiodiniaceae
Source: the annotation of a GenBank genome assembly
AUGUUGAGCAUUGGUUUGGAGGACACACUCGCAUACUACAACGCAGACGAUUUUGUGGCUGGCUUCAAGAAGAUGCUAGCUUCGCAGGUGCGCGUCAUCAAGCAAAACGAGGCUCGUCAGGUGGCCUGGUUGAGCAUUGGUAUGGAGGACAGGCUCGCAUCCUGCACGAUAGCGGCGUUUGCAGCUGGCUUCUUGAAGUCGGUGGCGUUCCAGAUGCGCGUCAUCAAUCAAGUAGAACACGGGCUCGUCAGGGACACGCUGUGCAAAGUGUCCAUUUUGAACAUGGGUGUGGAGGUGCGAGUCAUCAAGCAGAGCAAUGGCUCGUCAGGCGAUGGCAUCUGGAUCAUGAAACUGGUGUUGGACCUGAUGACCCUGAACUCCGGUAUCUUGACUUAG